Xenopus laevis (African clawed frog) is the source of this 5073-nucleotide messenger RNA. RefSeq names its product inhibitor of nuclear factor kappa B kinase subunit epsilon S homeolog (gene ikbke.S). Gene Ontology annotation, biological process: positive regulation of signal transduction; response to stress; positive regulation of gene expression. The record is from RefSeq and is a predicted model, not a curated record. The transcript is spliced from 22 exons. The coding region runs from base 2048 to 4207 and encodes 719 amino acids. Lineage: Eukaryota; Metazoa; Chordata; Amphibia; Anura; Pipidae. Gene Ontology annotation, cellular component: cytoplasm. Gene Ontology annotation, molecular function: protein serine/threonine kinase activity; ATP binding; nucleotide binding.
AUAUAGCCUUGUUUCAAUUUCCGCCAUUGCUACACAGCAGCUUGUUUUUAUGAACUAUAGUAGUAUAACACACCAGUAUUACCAGUACAGGGCAACAGUACAUUAUAUUUUCAUUACUUUAAAAUAUAGAUGAGGCAUUUAGAGGGGUAUGUGCAUGCAGUUCAUAAGGAACCCACCCCUCGAGUGAAAAUAAAAACACAUUAUCCCCAAAAAAUAUGUGCCAUAUCAGAACAGAGCAGCACAUUUUCCCUACAAACAGGUACAUGGGAAUGAGUAGAAUGUGAGGAAUAUAGAAUUCAUCAGGAAUGAUGUUCAUGAUGUCCACAUCUGAAAAGCAGUGCAUGCAAUUUUAAAUAUAGGAUGCUCUACUCUCAGAGUAAAUAUAUAUUUGUUACUGUUCCAAAAUGUUGUGUAUGGAAAAAAUCUUUUCAGUAGAAGCCUUCGACUUGAAGAGAACAUCUAGGUUCAACCCUUUGUGUAGUGCUAACCUGCAAUAAGUCAUCCAAUCAGAUUUCUGCCGUAGCUGCUUAUGCGUACAAGGCAUGCAUUUUCGGAAUCCGUGCUGCUAUGCAUUUUAGGAGUUUUUGGAGUUGCCAUAUUGCUUCAACAAUAAAGAUGAACAUUAGAAUCCCCGUUUAUAUCUGAAGUGAGGCAGCAGUGUGUCCGCUCCUAGAAAUAUAUAAGGCAUAUAUGCAAAGGAAUUGUGUAACCAGUCAGCUAUGUGGUCACGUCUAAACAUACAGUAUAAAGAUUUCCCUUUCUCUCUUGUUCCAGAGGGUUUAAUGCAUACUUCUAUCUCUGGUGACAUACGGGUUGCAAGUCUGACUCCUGCAUAAAUUGGACUCAUUUUUCAUAUCGUGCAGGGAACCUUCAUUUUCUUUGCAUAUAUAUUGGGAAAGUGAGCAACAAUCUAAUAUUGUGCUCUUUGCAAUAAAUCCACACAGUACAUCAGCUUUUUUUUUUUAUGGCACUUUGACCACUGAAAUGCAGUGUUUUGGUAUUUUAUUUUUCUUUCCUUGUUUAAUUUUAUUCUGUAUAAUUUCUGUUUCGGGAGUGAUGUCAUCCAAUGGGUGAAUGAUACUGUUGUUUAGAAGAAUGUUUUUGUCAUAUGUAACCCUCAUAUUAAAAAAAAAAAUGCCAUUUACACGUGGUCUCCCACUUCCCCUCACCUUUCAAACGCCACCACCACCACAACAACAACCAGCAAUGUUUUCACAACUGGAAAAAUGUAAGUCAGUUUUUGUGCUUUGUAUUCUCUCAAAUCCCAGGCUGACUGGUGAAGAGGUUUAAAUGUGGAAACUAUUCAAUAAACUGUGUUUUUAGUUAAUGUCUGUGUGCUUUUUCAGAUUUGUAAGUGGGACCCCGAGCCCUUGACAGGAGUGACUGUUUGUAUGUAGCCUUGGGCCACUAAAAUGAAGAGCAUGGGCAAAUUAAGCAACAUAGUAAUUACACAGAUUCUUUUUGAAUGCCAGACACAAGGAUUGCAGCAAUCUUUUAUCUUAUAAACAUAUUCGAAUACAUGUGCUCAUUGGCUGGCAUUAUGAUCUAAGCAGCUUUUGUGCUUGGGGAGCUGUGAGAACAAAGCCAGGCACAUGAGGCAAAUCUCAGAGCUGAAAUUCACUUUGGCGCAUGUGCCUGAACCCAAACCAACUCCAACUCAGAGGUUUUAGGUGCAGGCAAAGAAGAAGGCUGAUGUGGGCUGAUUCUUGGCCAACGGAAGACCAGCCCAGUCUGGCAUCAGCCUUAGAUAGCAUGCAAGAAGAAAAAUUGCACACCUCUAUAACUUGUGUUCCUUGCUGGAAAAAUAGGCUGGAAGAACCGCACACACUAUCUAUACACGGAACAGCUCAGGAAUACUACUAAUCUCUAUAAAGAUGAUGGCUUUUCUAACAGGCAUUCCUUCAGAACAUUAAUCAGUGAUUUGUAGCUUGUGACUCUUCAGCUGUUAUUGAACUACAAUACACAGCAUUAUCCAACUAGAAAGUCCAGUGAGAGUAAAUCAACAUCUUCAAUACCACAGAGUCUUUAGCUGCUACAUCAGUGGAAAAUGCAGAGCACCCCUAAUUACCUAUGGGAGCUGGAUUAUUUAUUAGGACAAGGAGCCACUGCCAGUGUGUACAAGGCAUGGAAUAAGAAAUCUGGAGAAGAAGUGGCUGUAAAGGUGUUUAAUAAACUCAGCUACUUGCGGCCUCUGGAGGUGCAGAUGAGAGAAUUUGAGAUACUGAGAAAGCUCAACCAUGUCAAUAUAGUCAAGUUCUUCGCUGUGGAAGAGACAGGCAUCAGUAAGCAGAAGGUCCUUGUUAUGGAGUACUGUUCCAGUGGCAGUUUGCUUUCUGUACUAGAGGAUCCAGAAAAUGCCUAUGGCCUGUGUGAGGCAGAGUUCCUCAUUGUGUUGCAGUGUGUUGUUGAAGGAAUGAACCAUCUGCGCCAGAACAGUAUUGUGCAUAGAGAUAUCAAACCUGGGAACAUCAUGCGUCUGAUUGGAGAGGAAGGGCGCAGCAUCUACAAACUGACAGACUUUGGUGCUGCCCGAGAACUUGAUGAUGACGAGAAGUUCAUAUCUAUUUAUGGGACAGAGGAAUACUUGCAUCCAGAUAUCUACGAGAGAGCUGUGCUAAAGAAACCCCUACAGAGGGCAUAUGGGGUCACCGUUGAUUUGUGGAGUAUUGGAGUAACUCUUUACCAUGCAGCCUGUGGCAGCCUCCCAUUCAUCCCAUAUGGAGGCCCCCGCCAUAACAAAGACAUAAUGCACAAGAUAAUAACAGAAAAACCACCAACUGCUAUUGCAGGUAUACAGAGGACGGAGAAGGGACCAAUUGAAUGGAUUUAUGAACUGCCCAUUAGCUGUCACCUAUCUGUAGGGUUAAAGAUCCACUUGGAAAAUAUACUUCCCAAUAUACUUGAAGCUGAUGAAGAGAAGUGCUGGGGUUUUGACAAAUUCUUUGCAGAAACCAACAAUGUAUUAGAACGGAUUGUUGUUCAUGUCUUCUCACUGCCUCAUGCCACUAUGCACAUGGUUUAUGUACAUGAUUGUAGCAGUGUUGUUAACUUCAUGGAAGCAGUGUUCAGACAAACUGGGGUUGCAAUUGAAAACCAGAAGUAUUUCUAUGAAGGCCACCAUUAUCCAUUGAUGCCCACGCUGCAAGUGAAGCACAUCAACAGGACUACGGAGCAGCACCCAUUCAUACUCAUUAGCAGCACGAGUGAGAAUAUAGUGGAAGCCACCUACAAAGACCCCACCAAUGACUUUCCUAGGUUCCUGCCUUCGGUUGAUUUAGUUGGUGACUGCUCCAUUGCAAAGAAUGUUCUAAGUGCUGUUUAUCAAACAUUACAUGUUUCCCGGGCUUUGCUCAUAUGCCAAGAAUUUAUACUGCGAGGAACAUACUGGCUCAUUGAGAAUACAAAGGCAGAAUGCCACCGGAUCCUUGAAAAGAAAUCAGCAAUGGCCUCUCUUCUUAACUGUACAAUCAGCACAGAGAACAGCAUCACAAAACUGUAUAAUUCAGUUAACAGUAGGAAUCCAGAAUUUCCAGAGUUCCCAGAUCUAGCGGAGUGCCGCAGGCAGCUUCAGUCUAUUGGCCAUACCAUGUCCAGUUGUUCUCACAUUGCCGAAAAACAGAAAAUCUUGGGCUUCAUGUUGUUAGAAGUUAGUCAAAUCCAGGACCAGAUUCAGUUAGAUAAAAGUGUUAACCGGAUGGAAUAUUGCCUGCAAAAAAUGCAACUGAUAUUCAAUCAAUUCAAGAAAAGAAAGCAGCAGUCACAGCUUGGUUACAAUGAGGUGCAAAUUCACAAACUAGAUAAAGUUAAUCUGGGAAAUCUGGCCAAGAAAGUUCUGUCAAUCUUUCAGGAUGGAGUUGUGCAGAAAUAUCAGGCAGCAAUAGACAAACACAGCACUAGAAUGAGUACCUUUACUGAUAUCCAGAAGCAAGUGGACUUGGUGAAUGGAUACCUUGGUGCAAGUCUCCUGGAUCUACAGAAAUAUCAGGACUCUGUCAGCAAUACUGUAGAUGAUUUGUCCCUGAGGAUUCAACAAAUGUCAGUGCAACCAAAUCACAGCCCUCUGCCUUCAUGCCAUAAUCCGAGCAAAGAAGACCUGGCACUAAGGAUGCUAAAGCUGAGAGAUCAGAUGAAAACAGUAACUUGUGAACUAGAACAAAACAAUGGUGUUAUAGAGAGGUUGGGUGUUACAUCAUCCCCCAGUGUGUGAGAGGCCAUUUUAAACAGCUGCUUUCACAAAUUAUAACCUUAUGUGACUAAUUUAUCCAUUCGUAAAUGAAGAUGGGGAGACAGCAGAAAAUGCCAAAAAUUCAUCAUUCUUCUUCACCAAAGGAGGAGGACAUGCUUACUUUCUUGGGAGUUGACGUGUUAAUCUCAGUAUUCCAAAGAACAGUCUGAUUAAAUGGAACAUGCAGGUUUAAUGUUAACCUUUGGAACUCUGGCUCUCUGGCUUGCCCAAAAGACCAGUUGCUUGUUUACAAAUUGCCUGGAAUUGGUUUCCAGUGUAGAUACUGGAAAAGUUCAUAUAGUAACAAAUCAGCCAAAGAUGUUUUAAGAUACUGUCCAAAUUUCUACAAGUCCUCUGAAGGUCUAAAUGCUAUAAGAAAUGAAAGAAAAUCCAGAUUGACCUAUAAGAAAAUGCAGGUUUAUACAUGUUUUGGAUAGUUACCAUGACUUUCAUCUCACUAUACAAUUUGGGCACAAACCCACUGGAAAUAUUAGUCAGUAGCUUUUAUUCCUCAGUUACAUACAUAACACUGUGUUAGACAUUUCCAGUUGUUAAAGGAAAUCUGUUUCGGAGUAUUUCUGGAUUAUAUUUUUUUCUUGUCUUUUUGUGGUGAGUUACUGAUCAAGAACUGCAGGAUGCAUUGGCAUAGCAUGAUUCCAUGUAAAGCAAGUGUGUCAAAAAGUGCACUGUAAUGUUAUGUUCUGCAACAGUAUUACAUGCUUUAACGGUAUUUAUUUUAAGAUGUUGUUAAAUUUUUAUGAGAAACAGUUUGUAUUGUAAUAAUACUAAAAUAUAUUAACUCGCUAUAAUAAACAGUAGGCCUAGGAGCACAUAUCCCAGGCAGUUGG